Molecule: messenger RNA, 2085 nt
Organism: Protopolystoma xenopodis
Lineage: Eukaryota; Metazoa; Platyhelminthes; Monogenea; Polystomatidea; Polystomatidae
Source: the annotation of a GenBank genome assembly
AUGAGCCACUCCAUCAAAUCGCAGGCAGAUCAAAGCAGGUUUGAUACUAAGAUUGCUAGCAAUAAAGAUAAAAUCUCAUCAAAACCUGCGAAGACAUCACUCGGCAAGGAGAAAACUUCUAUCAAAUCGAAUACACAUCGAUCUGCUAAAGAGCCUGCUCCUCCACCUAUUGUUCACAAUUUCGUUAAUACAAGUGAGAAAGGUCCUAAAAAGCCGAUCAUCAUCUCUAAACAGCCACCACAGCUUUCCCAAUCUACCAAUGGUCAUGACGAUAGUCUUUCCUCCACCACAAGUACUGAGGCGAAAAGGGAAAAGCACCGGAAUAAAAAGCAGAAUCAGCGAGCUGUGAAAAGGCUUGCAACCGAAACUACUGCCGGGGGUCUCCUUGUAUCUCCUGAUCUCUCGCAAUCGCUCACUCAAAUCCCUUCAAAUCCUCAAGACGAUUCUGCCAUUCUUCAAGAGGCUCCUCUAUCCCCCAGCCUAUCAACUGCAGCUGUCUUGCACGCGGCGGGAGUGGAAGAUAUGGAUAAUGAAGAAGAAUGGAAUGCUUUAGUUAAAUCACAAGCGGCAAGAUAUGCAAGUGUCACAGCAAGUCGUGCAAGGCCCCACUCUCCUUCAGGUAGUGCCACAAAUGGUGGAGACACCAAUUGGACUGUUGUUAUGCCACAGAGCAGUAGCCGAGCUCAGCGUUCUGUCAAUGUACCUAUGGACUCUGCAGCUGGUACUGAAUGGAAGUCGGCCUCUGCUAAUGGAAAUGUAAGUGCUUUCUGUAGUAAUUCCAAACGGAGGAUUGCCAUCCAAGUAUCCCGACACGAUAUUGGAAAAGUUAUUGGUCAGGGUGGUGCAGUUGUAAGCGCUUUACGUAACAUGACUGGUAUUCAAAUCGACAUCGAAAGUGCUAGAUCUGACGAGGUUACCGAACGUAUGGUUUAUCUUCGCGGUCCAUCUGAUGGCGUUCAGCGCACUCACGACCUUAUCCAGGGUCUAAUAUCGGGCACAAUUACUGGAAAUGACGUUUUGAGCCGACAUGCUGUCUUCAAGAGAUCUGGAGCGACGUCUGGAAACUGUAUGAUUUCUCUAGCUUCUUUUAUAGGCAAUUCAGUUUACACUUCUCCCGGCAUAUCUUCCAAACAAAUAUUAUCUUCAUAUCCAUCUAGUUUAUCUUUUACUAUCUCUAACUCCUCCAGCGUAAGUGCAGCUUCCUCAAUUCGUUUAGCAAGAAAGCCGGCCAAAUCAAAUUUAGUAACUAGUGCUCCCCUUGCUGCGACUAUUUCUGCUGUAGUCGGGAAAUCUGUACCAAAUUCAACUACUGGCAAACCAGUGUCAUUUAACACAAAUAACAACAAUCCAAGUAAUUCCCAGGCUAAUAUGAUUCACAACACUGGAAAGUCCACAGGUGUGUUAUUGCCUCCUCAACUUUCUUCAACUUGGGGUAAAGGAAAGGGUAACUUUGCUGCAGUUGCUGCUGCUGGAGUUCUUACUCCGAGUCCUACUGGAACCGUGAUUGGGCCAAGACAGGCUGCUACCGGUAUUAGGCAGACAUCAUCGAUUAUUCCAAAUGUGAAACCUAGCCAACCUGCCUCAUCACAUCUCUUGCCCAUGUCUCUUCUCUCUGUCACAAACACAGAUCUUGUAACCCAUCCGCUUUCUGUUAUAUCCAACUCUCCUAAGUCAAGACUUCUAGUGGAUGAUUCUAGCUUCCCUCCGCUCACCUCCCUUAGCGUGUCUGUUAGCCAAACCACUUCACUAACCGGCUCUGCUUCUCAGACUACUGCUCCUAUUUCCGAAGAAAAGCGUCAUCCUAAAACUGCAUCUACGCCUGCUAAUCUUAGCCCGGAUACAGAGAAUGAACUCCCCUCGGGAGCAAGUUUCAAUUCCGGCGUCCAUUUGCUCCAACAAUCAGUGCCAAAAAACAAUGCGACCUUUAUCUCUUCGAAUCUAACGACCCUCGUCUCAGUUAGUGAUGUAAAAAGUCAGCUUUCUUCGGCUCCUUCCGAAUCUUUAGCUAAGCUAGAACUUACCGAACCUCGGAAACCAUCCCUAGCACAGGCGCAAUCGAUCUCAUCUUCUCUCACUGUUCCCUUA